Molecule: messenger RNA, 4340 nt
Organism: Eriocheir sinensis (Chinese mitten crab)
Lineage: Eukaryota; Metazoa; Arthropoda; Malacostraca; Decapoda; Varunidae
Exons: 2
Coding region: 1684-3090 (468 amino acids)
Source: RefSeq, a predicted model, not a curated record
UUACGUAACUAUGCAAUUUUUUACGUCCUUUAAAUAGAUUACAUAAAACAUAAGGGAGGAGUAACGUCUCAGAGGAAGAUAAAAUAUAUGUAUUGAAUUUUACAGUUACCGUAAUACACUUUGAAAAUCAGAUGUUUACUGUAUAAAAUUAACAUCAGUAGUGAAGGAGUGGGAAGGCAAGGUAAAGCGUUCUCUCUCUCUCUCUCUCUCUCUCUCUCUCUCUCUCUCGCCGAGUAUACAAGGCAGUUUCAUCUUUGAGCAUGGAGCAAGGACGCGGAUGUAUGCUGGGUCAUUUUGUAUUGUGGCUACGGUGGGGAGGGAGGGAGAGGAGGGAGAGUGGGGUACUGGAGGAGGGAGAGAACACUAAAGACAGCCUUCCACCCCAGCCCACGCCUCACCCACUCCCCAUCCCUCUCUCCCUUCUCUCCUACCCACCACCUCAGACCGACGCCGAUGUAGUAUACAGGGGGUGACUGCCCUAAACGGACCGGUGUUAUAUAGAAAGCCCCCUUCCCUUCCCUCUCCCUCCCUCUCUCCACCUCUCCCCCUCUCUCCCUCCAUCACAUUUGUCGCAGUUGAUUGAUCAGUGGGUUGGAGAAGAUGAAUGGUCGUGAAGGAUUAUUAGGCCAUUGAUUUUGUUUGGGUCCAAGAAUAAUGCAUGUAGAAUCGAGAAUUAUAAUGCGCAUGUAGAUUGUUGUGUAGAUAGGCAUCAUAGUAUAUAGUAGAUUAUGAUAUCGUAUUAGUAGAUUAUAGCAUUGUAGAAGUUUGUCAGUGAGUGCAUGAGUGUUUCUUUCUAGUGAAUUACUUGUUUGAAUGUUGUUAUUGUUUGUACAGAAAGUCACACCUUAAACAUAGAUUAUUGAUUCGUUGAUAGACUGCGAGGUAAUUUAAUUGAUUUUUUUUAAUGUGCGGGAAUUAGUAAGGGUAAUGAAUCGAUCGGGACUUUCGAUGUAGUUCUUUCUCUAUCGACUAAAAUAUUUAUAUUCACACACUUGAGACAAAAUGUAGAACUCAUAUAUAUAAAGUUCUUCGUUUCAGUCCAGAGCUCCACAAUGCUUUCCUUGCACGUCAUUCCCUUCCUGCUAACACUCGUGACUAAGCGCUCACUACAAGCACCAUCAAGGUAAAACAGGAAAAAGAGUAAAGGCCCGGUCCCACAGAAUUAUGGAUGAAAUACGAAUGAAUCGAGGAUGCUAGUUUUGCUGGGUUCCAGCCGUCCGCAGUCAUCCGCAACUAAAAUUAACUUUUUUUCCGCAAUAAUGUGCGGAUAUGAACCGUAUGAAUUACACACGUAUUAAGAAUGUGUCGCGGAUGUAUUACGAACAAAAGCGGAAAGCAUUGCGAAAGCCCUCUGAGGGUGAGAAAUACCGUUAUAUCAGGCCGGAUGUAUUGCAAGUAUUAGACGGAUACAAUGCGGAAAAAGCGUAUAUUUUGCAUAUGUAUUCCGAAAGCGGAGCGGAUGCAUUGCAAACAAAGCGAAUGAAUAGCGAACACAUCGUGGAAGGAUGGAUGAUGUAGAGCGGAUGUAUCCCGGAUAUUGCGCAUGCACUGCGCAUGUGUGGCAUUUGAGUUGCUGAGGUAUAAAAAACGGGCGCUUGCUCUGUUUCUCAGCAGUACGCCAGCCAACUUGGAAGGAGGGAGAUAUCGGCCCAACCUUUCAAGAAGCCCCAGAAGCCAGCUGGGAUGUCUCACAACCCCACCAUCAAGAAGAGGGCGACGCCCUUGGCUUUUGGGUUAACUACUGCUCCUACCCCAGCCCCUACUCAGAAGCCAAUCAAGAAAAUGAAAAAGCAGCAUGCAGCUGUAGCUCCAGACAACGACCCCGCCCCACCCCAGGACAAAGCAGUUAUCCAGCCUACACCCAAGGACCAGCCUUCUUCAGCCAGGAAAUCUCCCGAAGACGAGUCUCCUUCAGGCAGCAACGACUGCGAAGAGCCUCCUUCGGCCAUGGACGGCCCAGAAAUCCAGCCUCCUCCAGCCAGGGCGCCUGACCAACAUGAAGAAGAUUCCGCUUCUGACGAUCCUCGCGCCCAGCUCUCCCAAGGCACUAGUAAAGGCAGUUGCAGGUCAAAGCCCCGCAGGAACUUUCAGCUGACGCCAGAGCAGGAGGACAAUCUUCUAGAAUGGUUGAGGGAAAAUGAGCUCCUCUGGCGCCGGGGGCACAUGCAAUUUAAAGACGUCCACAAGAAGAGGGGCCUGUGGGAGAAGAAGGCGCAGGAGUUUGGCCUUACAACUGAGCAUCUUCAAGGCUGGUGGAGGGGAAUGCAAACCUGGUUCGUGAAGCUGCACAAGGUCAAGAGUGGCCAGGCAAGGAAGAAGCUGACCGACCGAGAGAUGUACGUCUUGCAGAAGUUCAGUUUCUACGAGGGACAGCUACGCCACCGAUCCACAGCGCCACUAAAACCACUUCCUCGGGGCGUGGAGGCAGACGCUCUAGGACAGCUGUCGGAUGUUGGUGACUUGGAUGCUGGUGAUGGACCUGCUGGUGAAGGACCUGCUGGUGAUGGUGCUGCUGAUGCUGACCUGCCAACAGACCGUUAUUUGGACCAGGACCAGUUUCUCUCCCAACUUGAGAGGGGUGAUGUUAAGAAGUUAAAGACUCCUAAGUGCCCAGCCGGUGGCAGCAAGAGGAGGACUGCCACGGAGGAGGAGGACGUGCUAAAGGACAUCCGGGACAGCAUGAAAGUUAGCACUGAACUGCUGUCUCAGCUAGUGCACAAGAGUGACCAGGGACCCAGGGAGCCCUUCAUCACGUAUCUGUCAGAAACUUUGAGAACACUUCCCGAGGACCAGUACCACGUGGUGAUGAAGCACAUUAUAUCUCUCAUCAAUAAUCUUCCUCAUCCUGCGGCAACUUUUGGCCCGCACCAGUGGCAGUAUUCACAGCAGUACCCAUUCAGUCAGCCCGUGAACAACUCGCAGCAGCAGUACCCCUUCCAAGCACCGACCUUCCAGCAGGCACCCAGCACCACCUCCCUCCAGACAACCCAGGAAUUGACGCAGCCCCAGUACACGCGGAUGGCACCGUCGACGAGCACCCCAUCUACCAUCCCUACAAGCACCAUCAAGGUAAAACAGGAAAAAGAGUAAAGCAAAAAAACAACCUUGAUCGUAUAGUGCAAGAAAUAUUGUUACCACAGUUUUAAUUCACCAGAAAACAUGAAGCUCUUGAAUGAAAUAAUUGAAUACAUAAACAAUUGAAAAUAACGUUGCAUAAUAUGAAGUUAUUAAAAGUAGUGUCAAUGCAUUACACGCGUGCUAAGUAUGUGUGUUGGUCAGCUUAUUGUCUGGCUCGUGACUUGGCAACCCACAGAAAGCUAGUCUUCAUGUUUCCUCGCGAGUUUUAUCUGCAUUUCAUUUUUUAAGAACGUUCAUAAAGCUGUAUAUCAAAACAAUGCCAUAUAUGAAUCAGUGAGAGCGUAGUGUUUCUCUCAAGUUAUUAAACACUAGCCGUUGGAAUUUCGUGGAUUUGAGCGACUAUUAGGGAAGAAUGUGGGUAAAGUUUUUGUAUUAUUUACGUAACCUUUCGGGUCCCCACGAAAUUGAUUUUAUUGCACGGAAGUUUGUGUCACGGAAGUUUUAGUGUCGUUGCCAUUUUGAGGACACCAAAGUUGACAACAAUAAGAUUCCAGAAGGCAACAAUGAGUAAUCUUUCCACCUUAUUUUUUUUUUCUUACUUUAAUGUCACUUAUUUCCAUGCUUUGCUCAUCGAGGAUACACUUUGGGUCUAUAUCAGUUUUUUAUUUUCCUAUGAUGUCAUUUUAUGGUCCUCAGUAAUAAUAAUAAUGACGGAUGUUGGAGAGCCGAUGUGGUGGAUAUGGCGUUAUGUGGUGACAGUGAUGGGCCGAGGGCUGGUUUUCUCUCCCACGGCCUCAUCCCUGCCUUGCUCAUGAAGAGACGCUUAGCUAUUCUACUACAUAACUGCUCUAGACUGAUGUUAUGGCUUCUUGAAUUGGUAUUGAGUCACGUAAUUGCAAGUCGCAUUUUGACAGUUUUACAUGGAAGUCCUACAAUUUGUUCUUUUAUAUGUAUCUUUUUUUAUUUUAUUGAGAGCAUGAUUAUGAUAAACUGUGAACGAUGUCAGUCUGCAUUUCAAUAUCACUAUAAACGUGGCGCCGUGAUCGUAUACCCCAAUAAAUCAAUCAGUCAGUCAGUUAGUCAGUCAAUCAUCGUCAGUAUUAUGAAAGCCCAUAAGAAUAAUAGACAAUUUGUUCUGUUACGUUAUCUGCAUCAACUACGUACUGGUUAUUAUUAUCAUUCUCAGACCAAUACCGUCAAAUCAUGCUACAACGAAGGGAAACGAGAGGGAAUGCAAGGAGCGGGGAGGGAGGGAGUUGAUA